AUGAGUAGCAUUAACACUCUGUUCACCUCUAACGGUCACCCAUAUCGAGUGAGUUUCAUCCAUGAUGCAAGUAUGUUCUCCACAAUUCAAGAGGGAUUUGGUUUGCUCAAGGAAGUAGAAGAAUCUUCCAAUGAUGACAACUAUCCUGGAGAGGGAGAUAUAUCACAAGAUGGGGUUUGUGUAGAUAACGAAGAGAUUCCUGACAAGUUUGAAGUUCAAAGGAUCCAAUUCCUAAGCAAACUUCAACCUCAAGGUGGAAUUCAUCAAGCAACAUUAGGUUACUUUCCUUAUAUAUAUGUUCGAAUCUCUGCGAACUCCGAUAAAAACUAUUCAAAGUGGGAAGAACCGAAAUCUCCUCGAGAAUGCUCUGAAGAGAUCCGCACGUUUUCCGAAAGAGUCGAGAGGAACAAUAACGUCGACGAAACCAUGAUACAUUUGAUCGAUACAUUUGAUCGUGAUCCUGCUGGGAUCAUGUACCUCAAAGAAAGUGUCUUUCAUGUAACCGGAGAUCCUUAUGUUACCGGAGAUCCUCCGAAUUAUAUCAUUACGAUGUCGCAAUAUCAGGUAAGUAAGAUAGAGACUUAUCCGAACACCGAUACUGUAUCACGAGAAAAAUUGCUCGAAGGGAAAGAAUUGGUCGAAAUUGAUUAUAAGGACAAAGAUGAGUCGAUUCCUCCUUUUAAGAUCCAUACUAUUUAUGUGAAUCAAGAUCUGAGCCAAUAUGUCAAGAACAAUGAAAGGGACGUAACAAUUGAGAUUCCUGGUUUGGUAGUUGAAGAUUACCAUCAUUUGGUUUCACCCGUUCAGAUCACUUUGGCACAUGUGAGGACCGAACAGGCAGAGUUUGACGGGAGCCGAUACUUGAUGUCGGAAUUACUAGAGAAUCUUCGAUCUACCCCGUCAUGGGCAAACUACGAUGUUUUGUCUAACGCUUACGGGAAGUCCAGUAACGCAAGCCAUCUGGUUGGAUCGUUGUAA
Tremella mesenterica DSM 1558 is the source of this 978-nucleotide messenger RNA. RefSeq lists its product as uncharacterized. The record is from RefSeq and is a predicted model, not a curated record. Bases 1 to 978 code for a protein of 325 amino acids. The transcript has a single exon. Lineage: Eukaryota; Fungi; Basidiomycota; Tremellomycetes; Tremellales; Tremellaceae.